CAGCACUUCUCAGUCGGGUGUCCCGUAGCUUGACGAGCAUCUCACAGCCUCCAGCUCUCCUUUUUUCCCUCUGCAACAGAGAACAGAGCCAGACCGACCAUGAGCCACUCUUCAAUGCAUACCUCAACUUCCUACAGGCGUACCUUUGGUAGCCCACACUCCAUCCCCAUGUCCUCUUACUCCCCUGUGUCCUCCAGGAUGCCCGUUUCUGGAGGGCGCUACGUGCGUUCAAUGCCACCUGUGGCACCAUCCCGCUCCACCACCUACCACCAGCAGCGUUCUCGCUCUGCCGCCCAGCCCCCUCGCCUCUCCUACGACAAGGUGGACUUCACCCUGUCCGAAGCCAUCAACCAGGAGUUCCUAACCACCCGCAGCAACGAGAAGGCUGAGCUGCAGGAGCUCAACGACCGCUUUGCCAGCUUCAUAGAGAGGGUGCGUUACCUGGAGCAGCAGAAUGGUGCACUGCAGCAGGAGCUCAACCAGUUCAAGGGCCAGCAGCAGCAAGGUCAGCCCAACCGCGCCUCUGAGCUCUUCCAGGAGGAGGUGAGAGACUUGCGCCGCCCGCUGGACUCCACCGGAAAGGAGAGGGACCAGUACCUACUGGAGAGGGACAACCUGGCUGAGGAGCUGGUCCUGUACAAGCAGAGGUUGGAUGAAGAGGCCCAGAAGAGGGCAGAUGCUGAGAAUAACCUGGUGGCUUUCCGCAAGGAUGUGGAUGAUGCCACAUUGUCUCGUUUGGAGCUGGAGAGGAAGAUUGAGUCCCUAAUGGAUGAGAUUGAAUUCCUAAAGAAGCUCCAUGAUGAAGAAAUCCAGGACGUACAAGUGAGUGUCCAGACGCAGCAGCUUAAGUUGGAGGUGGACAACACCGCCAGGCCUGACCUAACUGGAGCUCUGAGGGAAAUCAGGGCCCAGUAUGAAACCAUCGCUUUAAAGAACAUGCAGGAAUCUGAGGAAUGGCACCAGUCCAAAUUUAAUGAUUUGACUGAGUCUGCAAAGCGCAACACUGAUGCGCUGAGGCUCGCCAAGCAGGAGGCCAAUGAGUCCAGGAGACAGAUUCAGUCUCUCAACUGUGAAGUUGAUGCAAUGAAGAACACGAAUGAAGCUCUGCUGAGGCAGAUGCGUGAAAUGGAAGACCAGUUUGGCAACGAGAUCGGCAACUACCAGGACAACGUGGGCAGGUUAGAGGAUGAGAUCCGCCACCUGAAGGAGGAGAUGGCUCGUCACCUUCGGGAGUACCAAGACCUCCUCAAUGUCAAAAUGGCUCUGGACAUUGAGAUUGCUACAUACCGUAAACUCCUAGAGGGGGAGGAGAGCAGGAUUACUGGUCCUAUCCUCAAUAUGGGCAUGAGCAGUCACCAUGGCCACCAAGAUUAUGACCACGCGCCAAGCAGCAUGGGCAAGAGGACUGUGGUGAUCAAGACUGUUGAGACUAGAGAUGGAGAGGUGGUGAAGGAAUCCAGGAGGGAGAAGGACAGAGAGUCUGCUCGCGAAGACGAGGGUGAUGAAGAGUAGAAAAUUGGAGAUUGGAAAAUGUAAAGGCCUUUGCCAUGAGAACAAAAAAAAACAUGUAAGAAAAACAGAAAAAAAAAACUCCAAAUCGGACAUAUAUAGUCCUCAUUCUCACUAGUUAUGUGUUAAAUCCUCCAGCAGAGGCUUGAAUUGAAUGAAUGAAUCCCUUUAGACGGUGUCACUUUGGUGCUAUUUAAGCCACCCAACUUUUGCUAAACACACGUGUGUCAUCUGUUCGGCUCAGCAAAGCCAUUUUACUAACCUACCACUUGAGGCCUUAGUUUACAGUGCAAUCCCGUGAAAUCCUGACAAGACAACACGUUUGUAGCAGAGUAUCAAACUACAGGUUGGACUAGAAAGAUUGAAUGGAGGAUUUUAGUAGUUUGUGUUCUAGGUAGGACUUACUAAUAAAACUGCUGCCCAUUGGUCAAUACACUUUAAAAGAUAGACUGCUAAUACAUUGACCUAUUUCCAUUUGUUUUGAAGCUUUGCUAUCUUCUGCAAACCAAAAAAUAACCAGACAUAAGUUAUUAAUAACAGGUAAAACACUGGAAAAUGUUGACAUCAAAAAUAUGACACCAACUGAAAAUAAUUCUGCUGAAUGUGCUUUACAAUGCUGUGUGUAUCUGCCACUAUCGAUAAAUGAAUAUGUAAUUGAAAAUAAA
This is a messenger RNA of Gasterosteus aculeatus aculeatus (three-spined stickleback), 2174 nucleotides long. RefSeq names its product peripherin (gene prph). Lineage: Eukaryota; Metazoa; Chordata; Actinopteri; Perciformes; Gasterosteidae. Gene Ontology annotation, biological process: intermediate filament organization. Gene Ontology annotation, cellular component: type III intermediate filament; cytoplasm; plasma membrane. Gene Ontology annotation, molecular function: structural constituent of cytoskeleton. The record is from RefSeq and is a predicted model, not a curated record.